Tricharina praecox is the source of this 1232-nucleotide messenger RNA. RefSeq lists its product as uncharacterized. Lineage: Eukaryota; Fungi; Ascomycota; Pezizomycetes; Pezizales; Pyronemataceae. The transcript has 4 exons. The coding region runs from base 242 to 973 and encodes 243 amino acids. The record is from RefSeq and is a predicted model, not a curated record.
AGAGCGGAGGGCGGAGAGGGUGGCGACGGAGACGGGCGGGGUGGCGACUGGAGGGAGACGGACACGCAGCAGCGACAGCGACAGCGACAGCGACGGCAACGUGCAUGGCGGAGAGGAGGAGGAGGACGAUGUGGAUGGAUGGAUCGAUGCUCUUGUGGACGCUCUUGUGGAUGCAACGCGGCGAGGUGGCGGCGCUAACUCCUAGAGUAACUAAACCGUCCAGAUGUCUGUCUAGGUCGGGAUGGCAAGUGGUUCACGCCGCGAGGAUGGCCUUCUUCCCCCUGCUUCUCCGCUGACCGCUGCCCACCACCAGCAACAGCACCACCAACCACCACCUCCACCGCUUCCACCACCACCUUCACCUCCACCCCAGGUCUACCGCAAACGACUCCCACCGCCAUCCCAUCCCCCAAGAAGACCAUUUUCCGAUUUUCCCGCCGUCCACUUCCUCUGCAGACUAGCUUCCACCCCUUCCCUUCGUUCCUUCGUUCCUUCCUUCUUCCUCCUCCCUCCACCUCCACGUCCACCUCCCUCCCCCUUCCGCUCUCUCCCGCCACACACACCCGCACACCUCACCUCACCCACACCCCAAAACAAAAAACUUAUCCCUUCCGCCGUUCUCGUCUCUCGCUUCCCUUGCCGCACACACCCCCCUCCCCCAUCACCUUCAAUACCACGGCCACUUCAAACUACAAACUACAAACUACCAUCACAACCACCACCUAAUACCACCACUCUCCCCAGCCCCCAUCCACCUCUCCUCCCCCCGUCUGCUCCUACAGCCUCGCCAACCCCGUCAUUCACAACAGUCUCCGUCGGUAGAACCCCAAUUCUCGGCAUCCGUCUUUACCUACCCUUCACACCACCUCUCACCAAACAUCGCCACCCCUCCCCCCUCCCCAACACGUCGCCAACUUCCUCGAUAUCCACCGCGACCAAAGUCCAGCGAAAAAAACAAAUCGUCGAAGUGUAAUCCGAUCGCCUGGUUGUCUGCAGCAAGUACCAUACGAUGGCGUCCUCAUCAUCGAAUGUUGUGGGCGUCCACUACCGCGUAGGGAAGAAGAUCGGUGAGGGAUCGUUCGGUGUCAUCUUCGAGGGCACGAACCUUUUGAACAACCAGCAGGUGGCCAUCAAGUUUCGGGAAUUCCAAAUGUCUACUACUUUGGCCAGGAGGGACUACACAACAUAUUGGUUAUUGACCUGCUGGGACCGAGUUUGGAGGACCUGUUCGA